UAAUAUUCCUGAUGAGGUCUGAGUUUGUAUUCAGGAGCAUAUGAUCACACAUCAUGAGUGUGCUUGUGGACUUCAGCCUCCGGAGGGCUCACAGUUCAGCGCUCACAUCCCUCUGAGAUAAGCUGAGGAGGAAGAGGCUCAGUGCGGCAGCUGAUGGUGGAGAGAGAGACAGCAGUAUGACAUGGUUAGCCUCACAACCAGGAAGCAGGCUGGCUGUUAGCUAACCUCCAGGUGCUAACUCUACUUCUUGGCAAAACCGGCCACCUCUGAACAGGUGUCUGGGCUGCCCAGAACUGCACUGUUGGGAAGCAUCUGCAUUGUUUGUUGGUAAAUGUGACAGACGACAGCAACACAACCAGCCUCACUAUGGGUCAGGACAGAGGGAAGUACGAUUUCUACAUCGGCCUGGGGUUGGCCAUCAGCUCCAGCAUCUUCAUCGGAGGGAGCUUCAUCCUCAAGAAGAAAGGUCUGCUGAGGCUGGCCAGGAAGGGGUCGAUGCGAGCAGGCCAGGGUGGUCACGCUUAUCUGAAAGAAUGGUUAUGGUGGGCUGGUCUGCUAUCAAUGGGAGCAGGUGAAGCAGCCAACUUUGCAGCAUAUGCCUUUGCUCCUGCGACUCUGGUCACCCCGCUGGGAGCUCUCAGUGUGCUCGUCAGUGCGGUGCUGUCGUCGUACUUCCUGACGGAGCGGUUGAACCUGCAUGGGAAGCUGGGCUGCCUGCUCAGCAUCCUGGGCUCCACCACCAUGGUGAUUCACGCGCCGCAGGAAGAAGAGAUCAGCAGUCUUGAAGACAUGGCUAAGAAGCUGGUCGACCCAGGGUUCUUCGUCUUUGCCACCCUCGUCAUCAUCGUGGCCUUGAUCUUCAUAUUCGUUGUGGGUCCUCGCCACGGUCAGACCAACAUCCUGGUCUACAUCACCAUCUGCUCUGUGAUCGGGGCGCUCUCCGUGUCCUGUGUCAAAGGACUGGGCAUCGCCAUCAAAGAAGCGAUCGCGGGGAAGAGCGUGGUGAGGAACCCCCUGGCGUGGAUCUUACUGUUGGGUCUCAUUGCCUGUGUGAGCACGCAGAUCAACUACCUGAACAAAGCCCUGGACAUUUUCAACACCUCGCUGGUGACGCCCAUCUACUACGUGUUCUUCACCACGUCCGUACUCAGCUGCUCCGCCAUCCUCUUCAAGGAGUGGGGUCACAUGGGCACGGACGACGUGAUCGGCACCCUCAGCGGCUUCCUCACCAUCAUCGUGGGGAUCUUCCUGCUCCACGCCUUCAAAGACGUUAGCGUGAGCUUAGCCACUCUCGCUGUGUCCAUCAGGAAGGAGGAGCGAGCAGCUAACGGGUCGGCGCCUCACAGCACGUACGAACUGCUACACAACGAGUCCACCGGGGACAUGGAGGACAGAGAGAUGGGUUUGCCUUUUGAUAGUGUCUCCAGAAGAAAUGGUGCGAUGAGCUCCUCUUUGGACCAUUAGGGAACUCUUUAAGUGACUCACGUACCAUGGCAUAGUUCUGGUGUCUGAAACAAUAAGACAAUCAGCUGUUUGGGGACUGGGACAGACCAGUGGAUUGUAUUUAUUGUUUUAAUUUGCCUUACUUUUCUCAGAAUAUGACGCGGUCAUGUUGAGUUACAGUUAGAACUUUCUUUCAUUCCUCUGUAGCGCUGUAAAUAUGAGUUUUUUAAGACCUGUUUUGUUAUAUGUACAUGCAUAUCCAUGCACUGACUUACUUUCUAUAAAUCAAAAGGUUUUAAUAUAUAUUCUAUAUGAAGUCCUGCUGACAAUGAACACAUUUAACAUGAUUGAGUUUUUUUUCGUGAUACUUGAAAGUAACGAUUUCUUUUGGAGGAACUUUUUUUUGUAGAGUUUACAUAAAAAGCUCUUCAGACGAACCAACAGAUUUGUUACAUAUUUAUUGAAUUAAAAUGAUUAAAACGUUUGAAACACAAGGCACAGUGAAUAAAUGCUUAACAUGA
This is a messenger RNA of Notolabrus celidotus (New Zealand spotty), 1964 nucleotides long. RefSeq names its product NIPA magnesium transporter 2 (gene nipa2). Gene Ontology annotation, biological process: magnesium ion transport. The record is from RefSeq and is a predicted model, not a curated record. The transcript has 6 exons. The coding region runs from base 367 to 1464 and encodes 365 amino acids. NCBI's taxonomy places the organism in Eukaryota, Metazoa, Chordata, Actinopteri, Labriformes, Labridae. Gene Ontology annotation, cellular component: membrane. Gene Ontology annotation, molecular function: magnesium ion transmembrane transporter activity.